AGAAUAUUUUUUCAUUCUUGAUUAGAUCCGGUUACAUUUUAGACGAAUUAGAUUCUGACACUCAAUUAUGAGUUUGCCAGAAAAAUUUUAUAUCCUUAGAGAAUAAUUAGUUGUUCAAGAAAAUUCGUGUUUUAUCAGAAAAAAAUUCCAGAGGCGACCUUCGCCAACGCAAAAUUUUGGAAAAUGUUUCGCAAAACUUGCUUGACACGAGAAAUAUUUGAAAAUGGAACUUUUUAAUUCGCUGAAGAGAGAUCAACAGACAGAAUAUUUCUGUACUACCUAUGUAUUGAAUUGGGAGGAAAAUGCGUGCCAUAAAUACUCAGAUUAUUUUCGUUAUAUUCACUAUCUUCUUCACAUUCAUCAAAAAUGAGCCAUCAAGCGAAGCAAAUAUCGAAUGCGGAACAACUGAAAUUCAGUGCGAUACUUGCGUUCGACUUCACAAAAUACGAUACAUUUGGAAUAUUAAUAAUUUAGAUUACCACAGACCAGAAGGAGGCGAUAAAGUUUCCAUCAUAUCCCCUACCUUCUCAGCUACCACAAAGGAUGAAGUAAAAUGGUUUUUGGAACUUCUACCAGGCAACAGUUCAACCGAUAGCAUUUCUUUACAAAUAUGUCUGAGUCCCGAAAGUAAAGAAACACGAGUCAGGGCAAAGUUUAGCGCAGUAUUUUUAGACGAUGAACAACGAGUACUGUCGACAUACGGAGAUGACACUAUUUACGCAUUCGAUAACCUCGGUGAGUACUGGGGCUGGGAUGAUAUUCCCAUCGAUGCUGUAAUUUUACCCGACGAUAAAUUAAAAAUCGUAUGCAACCUAACAUUCUGCGAAUACAUCAAUCAUCUCGUCCAUCGAAAUAACGCGAGUAACAAUCUUACCACCGGCAUCUCACAGCAGUCACAUUGUGAUCUUUGUCAAGAUUUCAUUUCGUUGUUAAACAACUCGGAAUUUUCGGACGUGGUACUUCUGACGAAAAAUAAAGAAUACCCAGCUCAUAAGGCUAUUCUAGCUGCACGUAGUCCAGUUUUCGCAACCAUGUUUAAAAAAGGCCAAGAAAGUGGUAAAAAAAUUAAACGAGUUGAUAUCACAGAUCUGCGGGAUGAAAAAACUGUCGACGAAAUGCUCAGAUAUAUUUACACCGGGAAAUGCGAAAAUAUACGAGAAUUGGCCGAUGAUUUAUUAACAGCUGCUAAUAAAUACGGUUUGAGUGGUUUAGAAAAGAUGUGCAUGAAAACGCUAUGCAAGAAUUUAACCAUCGAAAACGCCGCGAAUAUGCUGCUUUUAGCUGACAAACAUCAUGCAAAUGAGUUAAAACCGAAAAUUAUUCGGUUUAUCGCAGAAAAAUACGUCCAAGUGUCGAAUACAACGGAUUGGAAACAUAUAGCUCGCACGAAACCGGAAUAUAUUCACGAAGUAUGCCAACUUUUAUUGGAUAAUGAUGAUAAGCAUUGAGAGGAAAAAUCCAUCGAGAAACAUUAGUAGGUACUUUAGUGGUCAAUUAUUUCGUUUUUUAUUUUAUUCAAUACAGAAUGUUUCCAAAAAUAUUGAUAUUUUCAUAUUUCUAUAUCAUGCACUCAAUUGCCUAAUUUUUAUAACCUCCUUCAAAAAAAAAUCAAAUUUUCUUUAGGAAAAUAAUGAUCAAGAAAAAUUAUAAAAUAUGUAGAUACAUAUGUACCUAAUAGAAAAUUCCCAGAAGUUGAUGAAAAAUUCGCUAAACUUACAUACGUAGAACUUAUAAAAAUCAAAGUAAAAAUUAACUAUUACAUAGGUAACCAAAGAAAACAAUUUUUAAAAAAUAAUUGAAAUGUUUUGCAUAUAAUUUUAAAAAAUUGAACUAUAAAUUUAAAACUUUUUGAUGAAAAAGCGCGAUUUUUUGACAAUUUUUAGCAACAAAGUGAGAAUUUUUGCAACUUUUGGCGGAAAUUAAUUUUUUGCAAAAUAAAGCUAGACCUUCCAUAAUUUUAACAAGAGGAAGAGCUUUUUGGCAAUUUAUGGCUAGAAAGAUGAGACUUCGGGACAAUUUAAAAAAGUCAGACUUCUGGGAUUUUUUUCUGAGAAACGGAGAAUUUUUUACAAUUUUUGGCAAAAAAAAGCUGGGAAUAGUGACGGAUUAACCAUAAGUGGACAAAGCGACCGCUCAAGGUGGCAAAUUUUGAGGGGCGGAGAUUAGAAAAAAAAUUAAAAUAAUUAUUACACGUAGGAAAAAAAACAUAUUAUUCAAUUCUCUAAAAUAGGAUUUAUAUGACACAAAAAUAAAAAAUGUAACCCUCAACACUGCAAUAGUUCAUCAACAGUGACUUGAUCAAAACAGGAGGAUGAAAGGGCAGUCUCCUCCCGCUCACUGGAUAAAAAUUUGUAAUCAACUAAUGAAAUAUGCAAAAAGAAAUGAUUUUUGCUUUCUGAAGCAAUUUUUUCGAAAAAUUCUCGCUGUCGCUUCACUCGAGCAUAAUUCCUUCUUCCGAUAAUUAAAAUUUUUCAGAAAAUUUCAACAAAAUUCACCUUUAAUUGUCAUUACGCGAAAUGUGUUUUUUUGUCUCAAAUUUUUUCCCCUGCUUUCUGACCUCUUUCCAUCCAAAAUGUUGUGGUGGGAGGGGGUGGAAAAUUAUUCUCAGUCUAGGAGCACAAAAUUGCUAAUACGCCACAGAAGCAAGAUCGACAGUUUCAGCAAAAAGCAGAACUUUUUGGCAUUUUGGCAAAAAAGCGAGACGUUUUGAUAAUUUUCGAAAAGAAGUAAAAUUUUUAGUAAUUGCGAGAAUUUUUUCAAAAAGCAAAAAUUUUACAACUUUGGCAUAAAUUCAGCAACGCUUGGGAAUCGGCAAAAAAUUACAAUUUUUUUCGAUAAGUGAGACUCAAUUGGAAUUUUGUUGGGUAAAAGAACGACACUUUUUUGAAAUUUUUGUCAGUUUUUGGCAAAAAAUAAGACCUUUAUACAAUUUUUGGAAAACAAUAACACUUUUAGGAAUUUUUUGACAAAAAAAUUGAUACUUUUUGGCAAACUUUGUUGAAAAUGGGAGGCUUUUUUUUAAUUCUCCGAUUAAACAGCGAGACUUUUGGCAGUUUAUGGCAAAAGAGCGGCAUACCUACCAAAAAUGUUGAUGAGCAUCAGUCUAUUACUUUGGGAAAUGUU
This is a messenger RNA of Planococcus citri (citrus mealybug), 3123 nucleotides long. Its product is annotated as speckle-type POZ protein-like. Gene Ontology annotation, cellular component: nucleus; cytoplasm. The transcript is spliced from 2 exons. The record is from RefSeq and is a predicted model, not a curated record. Bases 303 to 1448 code for a protein of 381 amino acids. Gene Ontology annotation, biological process: regulation of proteolysis; proteasome-mediated ubiquitin-dependent protein catabolic process. Gene Ontology annotation, molecular function: ubiquitin protein ligase binding. Lineage: Eukaryota; Metazoa; Arthropoda; Insecta; Hemiptera; Pseudococcidae.